UACCUCCGAAGUCCAAAACCUUAAAACAGUUCUCACUCUCUCUAUCCCUCAUCAUCACCACCACUUCUAAAGAGAAGAAAAAACCUAAUUUUGACUUCACAAAUUCCCUCCAAAGUUAACAACUUUAAUAGUUGAGCUUCAUUAAUGGAUCCUCUCUCUGCUCUAAGAGACUUCACAAUCCGAGGUGAGUUAGAUAAAAUCGUUAAAGUUAAUGAUGAGUUUAGAUUUGGUAAAGAUUAUUCAUUCCCAUGUUCAGCUGAAACUGCAUAUAGAUCUAAACAAGGUAAUCUCUACACAAUUGAAACCCUAAUUUAUUACGUCAAGAACCAUCAUAUUAAACAUACAGAAUAUCUCCAAAACGCUCGUAUACAAAAGAUUCCAUCAGUAACAUUACCUGAUCGAAAACCCUUACUUGAAUAUCUUCAAGGUAAGGUUUUAUCUAAUGAUGCUAUUGAAUUUGUUGUACCUCAACACCCUAAAGUUGAUUCUGUACCGUUUGAUAUCGAAGAAUAUAGACCUGAUGAUCCUGGUAUGUUGCGCGGGGAUGCACAGAUGGGGGGUGAUGUAGAGGAUGAUAAAACUAGGGUUCAUGAGAAAAUCGAUUAUGUUGAGAAAAUUAGGAGUAUGGAGAGACCUUUGAAAGAUAGGGAAUUGUUAUUGGAAUGUAGACAGAGGGACUUUUAUACUGUCCUUGUUGCGUCUACUAGACGGGAAGAAGAGAGGCAACGGUUGGAGUCCCAGCAGCGGAAAGAUGGGUUAGUUGCGAAGAGUAGGUUAAUGGGUUCAGAUGAUAGAGGGUUUUGGAAAGAUGGGGAGGAUGCAGGGUUUGAUUCAAAUUCGAAGCCGAAAAUGCAUAUGAAGGGGAGUAAGAUUGGGGAAGGAGUGCCGAUUAUAUUGGUGCCUAGUGCUUCACAAACUCUGAUUACGAUUUAUAAUGUGAAGGAAUUUUUGGAGGAUGGAGUAUUUAUACCGACGGAUGUUAAAAUAAAACAGAUGCAAGGUGCAAAACCGGAUUGUAUUACGGUGCAGAAGAAGUUUAGUAGAGAUCGGGUGGUGACUGCUUAUGAGGUGCGAGAUAAGCCUUCAGCUUUGAAGGCGGAGGAUUGGGAUAGAGUGGUUGCUGUUUUUGUAUUGGGUAAGGAAUGGCAGUUCAAGGAUUGGCCUUUUAAGGAUCAUGUGGAGAUUUUCAACAAAAUUAUUGGAUUUUUCUUGCGGUUUGAAGACGACAGCAUUGAAUCUGCAAAGAUUGUGAAACAGUGGAAUGUGAAAAUUAUCUCGAUUAGCAAGAACAAAAGACACCAAGACAAAACAGCAGCUCUAGAAGUUUGGGGAAAGCUGGAGGAAUUCGUACGCUCACGAUCACAUAACUGAGGUUUUCCAAACUGCAAUAGAGAGAGAAUCAAUUGGAAGAUGUUCACAGCCGAGUGAAAAUUUUAACCUUGCUAUGUUGUUAAGACAUAUGUUGACAUUCACUUAGGCAAGCACAUCGAAGCUGAAGACGUGUCUACUGAACUGAACUGCUGCAACUAGCAAGUGUAACUGGUGGUUUGAGAAUGUACAUCUCGUCGAUGCAUAUGUAUGCUGUAAAAGUGGUAUAGUAAUUAUGCUGGUGAGGAGUGAUUUUGCCUUUUGCUUUGCAAUAUUUUUACGUGUUAGACAUUUCUCCUCAAUUAGUCAGUGAUUUAGAGUAUAUUAAUUUUGCAUCGACUAGAUUGUAUGCAUGCUCAUGUCUGAGUGUAACAUUUGUGCUUGGAGUCCUUUUCCUGUCAAUGGACAGAGAAUGUAUUCAAGACAAAACUGCUUUUAUUGUAAUAGAUCAGACCAAAGAGUCUUCACGGUUCA
Molecule: messenger RNA, 1842 nt
Organism: Papaver somniferum (opium poppy)
Lineage: Eukaryota; Viridiplantae; Streptophyta; Magnoliopsida; Ranunculales; Papaveraceae
Product: protein CDC73 homolog
Exons: 4
Coding region: 145-1371 (408 amino acids)
Biological process (GO): positive regulation of transcription elongation by RNA polymerase II; transcription elongation by RNA polymerase II
Cellular component (GO): Cdc73/Paf1 complex
Molecular function (GO): RNA polymerase II complex binding
Source: RefSeq, a predicted model, not a curated record